Molecule: messenger RNA, 1992 nt
Organism: Lynx canadensis (Canada lynx)
Lineage: Eukaryota; Metazoa; Chordata; Mammalia; Carnivora; Felidae
Gene: FEZF2
Product: FEZ family zinc finger 2
Exons: 5
Coding region: 233-1624 (463 amino acids)
Cellular component (GO): nucleus
Source: RefSeq, a predicted model, not a curated record
GAGCCGCGCCGCCGCCCAUGUCAUUCCACUUCAAGUGACUUCAUGUGAUGUCAGCUGAAUGUAAAAGACAGUGAUCUCACGCGGAGGGGAAGAUGUUUGCCAUCAAAAUGUGACAGAGGAGACACGCUGCAUGGCUCGGAACGCAUCUCCUUGGCGGUGGGGGAAAGAGACUUAGAGGAGAGAGGCUGCGCCCUGGCCCAGUCCCGCACGGCAAAGCUCGGCUCGGCGCGCCAUGGCCAGUUCGGCUUCCCUGGAGACCAUGGUGCCCCCGGCCUGCCCGCGCGCUGGAGCGUCGCCGGCCACUUCCAAGACGUUGGCCUUCUCCAUCGAGCGCAUCAUGGCCAAGACGUCGGAGCCCCGUGCGCCCUUUGAGCCCCGGCCGGGGACGCUGGAGGCAGACGGCGGCCAGGGCAAGAAAUUGCUCAACCUUUGCUCGCCGCUGCCCUGUAUGAUCCCCCUCCAGCCCCUAGGCUACGAGGUGCCGUCCAAGACGCUGCUCAGUUACUCCGAGCUCUGGAAAAGCAGCCUCCGGGCGGGCGGCGGUGGAGGAGGAGGAGGAGGAGGAGGAGGAGGCGGCGGCGGCGGCGGCGGGGGGGCCCCGGUGUGCGGCGCCAGCGGCUUGUGCAAAACCAACUGUGGCGUGUGCUGCAAGGCCGAUCUGGGCCUGGCGCCGUCUGCUCUGCCGGCGGGCAGGGUCAUCAAGCCGCAGGUCAUCAACCAGGCGGUGGGGCUGCCGGCCAGCGGCUCGCUCUACUAUUUCAACUACCUGGACUCUGCCGCGUACCCGCCGUCUGAGCUCCUCGGAGGCCACCUCUUCCCGUCCGGCCUCCUCAACGCACAGGCCCCCGCCGCCCUGGCCGCGCAUCCCAAACUCUUUUUGCUGGAGAACGCCAAGUUGGCCGGCCUGGCCGCGGACAAGUUCCCCCAUCCGGCCCCCUAUGCCCAUAAGGAGCGCUUGCCCGCGCCGCUGGAGCAAGUGCUGAAGGAGAACUCGGCCCUGACCGCCGAACGCGGCGGCGUCAAGGGCCACGGCAAGCUGCCCGGGGGCUCUGCGGACGGCAAGCCCAAAAACUUCACCUGCGAGGUGUGCGGCAAGGUGUUUAAUGCUCACUAUAACCUCACCCGCCACAUGCCGGUCCACACCGGAGCCAGACCGUUCGUGUGCAAAGUCUGUGGCAAAGGCUUCCGCCAGGCCAGCACGCUCUGCAGACACAAAAUUAUCCACACCCAGGAAAAGCCGCAUAAAUGCAACCAGUGCGGCAAAGCCUUCAACCGCAGUUCCACGCUCAACACGCACAUCCGCAUCCACGCGGGCUACAAGCCCUUCGUCUGCGAGUUUUGCGGCAAAGGCUUUCACCAAAAAGGGAACUACAAGAAUCACAAGCUGACCCACAGCGGCGAGAAGCAGUACAAAUGCACCAUCUGCAACAAGGCCUUCCACCAGGUCUACAACCUGACCUUCCACAUGCACACCCACAACGACAAGAAGCCUUUCACGUGCGCCACUUGCGGCAAAGGGUUUUGCAGAAACUUUGACUUAAAGAAACACGUGCGCAAACUCCACGAUAGCGUGGGGCCUGCCGCCCCCUCCACAAAGGACCUGACUCGGACAGUGCAGAGCUGAGAGCUACUGCCUCGCCCUCCCUUCCGGCCCCAUCCAGCCCCCAAACAGAUCACACGUAUAAACUUAUUUCUAAAAUUAAAAGAAAAUAAAAACUAUAGCAGAGAGGCUAAAAUCUAUUUAUCGAAACCAGCAUAUUUUUUGGAAAGCUAAACGUUUCCUCGAUGACUGGCAGCAAACGCGUGGCUCCCACCUUUGUGUAUUCGGGAAACUUAUUUAAACCCAGUGCGCUGAAACGUAUUUCCCUCCAGGCCUCCGCUUCUCCUCCGGCCGUGGGUUUUCACCCCAGCCUGUCACGUGAACGCCCCGGAAGAGCGCGGCGCCCCCAGCCAUCUUUAUACAGCCAUGUAAAUCCUCCUGUACAAGCGAAC